Coregonus sp. 'balchen' is the source of this 10220-nucleotide messenger RNA. The record is from the annotation of a GenBank genome assembly. NCBI's taxonomy places the organism in Eukaryota, Metazoa, Chordata, Actinopteri, Salmoniformes, Salmonidae.
UGUGGCCCCUUCGUUCAGUGGGGCCUGACGCACAGAACCUUGUAGUAAAUUGAGAGGGGUCGUGGGAGAGAAGAUAGUCACCAGGGUUAGUUGGCUAGCUAGCUAGCUUAGUUAGCAGCUUCACUGUCUAGCUAGGCUGUGUCUGAGAUGUGGCGCAACGUCCCUUUUGUCUGAAAACUGCGGAAAAAAUUGUAAUACCGAUGGAACCAGCGAACUGAUUUUCGAACGUUGAUCCACAGUUCGUUUUGACUAUCGAUCAUCUGAUCUGGACCUCGAACACAUUGUAAGUUUAUAUCUGUGGGUUUGACCAACUUUGAAAAAGUUAGCUAGCGUCUUAGCUAACUUUAGCUGCUUGCACUAGCUCAGCUAGCUUCUUAGUAGCUUACUACCAAGGUAGUUAGUUAGCCUAGCCACUUAUCCAAUGUUUACAGGCGAAGAGGGCCAUUUGACACGGACGCAUUGGCUAGCUAGUUCGCAGAGGUUGCUAAACUAUUAGCUAUGACGUUAGAUAGCUAAUGUUAUGUAUUUGGUACAGCAACGCGUGUACUCGAACGUUAUCGUUACCUAGCUAGCUACUAACUAAUAUUUUAUAUUAUAUUCUAGGACGGACACUUACUGGCUAGCUGGCUAGCUAGCUGCUAUUUUGCUAACUUUGAUGUUAGCAAGUAGCCAGUACGCGUAAAUGGUUUUCACGAGAAUGGACCUGUUGAACUAUCAGUUCCUGGACAAAAUGAACAACAAUAUCGGGAGACUACACUACGAAGGUAAGGGAGAAUAACUCAUUUUCAAUAGCUAGCUAAAUCUGUUAUCGGCCUAAUCCUAGCUGCUCGUUAGUCACUCACGUUAACUAACUACAGUAACUAACGUUAACUAACUAGUAGCCCUCGUAACUAGUUCAGAUAGUUAGCAAACAGUGGUGGAAAAAGUACAAAAUUGUAUGAAAGUCUAAGUAUUUGGUUUUAAAUGUAACUUAAAAGUAUAGAUCAUUUCUAAUUCCUUAUAUUAAACAUACCAGACGGCACCCUUUUUUGUUUGUUUUUUAAAUGUACGGAUAGCCGGGGCACAGUCAGACAUUAUUUACAAACGAAGCAUUUGUGUUUAGUGAGUCCGCCAGAUCAGAGGCAGUAGGGAUGACCAGGGAUGUUCUCUUGACAAGUGCGUGAAUUGGACAAUUUUCCUGUCCUGCUAAGCAUUCGAAAUGUAAGGAGUACUUUUGGGUGUCAGGGAAGUAAAACGUUUUUUAUUUUUUUUUGGAAUGUAGGGAAGUAAAAAUAUAAAUAGUAAAGUACAGAUAUCCCAAAAAACUACUUAAGUAGUACUUUAACGUAUUUUUUUUUUUACUUAAGUAGGCUACUUUACACCACUGCUAGGUAGCCAGCUAUCUAUGCUAUGGCUUCCCCCAUUAUUUGUUGAUCAAUCCAUUAUCACCAUAACAAACCAUACCGUGUGUUUAGUUAACUAGCAUUAAAAGCACAAUUGAAUUUAUUGAUCAGUUUUGUAACCACUCAAAUUCUAAGAUUUGAGUCAUUAACCAGGUUUCCAUCCAACCUUUUCAUGCGAGUAAAGUACAAAAUGUCACGACAGGCCUGAUGGAAACAGCAAAUUUGUCGGUAAACUUGCCAAAUGUCGACAAAACAAAAUACACUUGACAAGGUGGGAUCUUUUUGUGUCUGUAAAAUUAUGUGAGAAAUGGCGGUGGAAACGCUUUUAUGCGCAAAUGUUGAUAUAAUAACCAUCAUAUCGAAGUAAACUUGGAGUCACGCGAUGGCAUGUUGUGGUCCUCCAACUACGACUCGGGAAAGAAUGCAGUUAAUUAGGAUACAGAUAAAAUAAGUUAUGAUGAACUUCACAGGGGUGUAAGGUGAUUAGCUUUAUGCUCCUUUCCAAUAAAGGAGAGGGUCUUAUUCUGGUGACAUGAGGUUUGAUGCUUGGCUGCCAUUUGACAAAUUAAAAUAAUGCAAUUUGCUAUACAAAUGUUAUUUGCCACAUGCGCCGAAUACAACAGGUGUAGACAUUACAGUGAAAUGCUUACUUACAAGCCCUUAACCAACAAUCCAUUUUUUAUGGGCGGCAGGUAGCUUAGUGGUUAAGAGCGUUGUGCCAGUAACCGAAAGGUCGCUGGUUCUAAUCCCCGAGCCGACUAGGUGAAAAAUCUGUCGAUGUGCCCUUGAGCAAGGCACUUAACCCUAAUUGCUCCUGUAAGUCGCUCUGGAUAAGAGCGUCUGCUAAAUGACCAAUUAUUAUUAUUAUUAUUAUUAUUAUUAUUAAAGAAUAAUAAAAAAAGUGUUAAGAGAUAAAAAAUAAUAAAAAAAUAACUAAAGAGCAGCAGUAAAGUAAAAUAACAGUUGGGAGGCUAUAUACCGGGGGUACCGGUGCAGAGUCAAUGUGAGGGGCUACCGGCUAGUCGAGGUAAUUGAGGUAAUAUGUACAUGUGGGUAGAGUUAAAGUGACUAUGCAUAAAUAAUAGACAGAGUAGCAGCAGCGUAAAAGAGGGGGGGGGGGGCCAGUGCAAAUAGUCCGGGUAGCAAUGAUUAGCUGUUCAGGAGUCUUAUGGCUUGGGGGUAGAAGCUGUUGAGAAGCCUUUUGGACCUAGACUUGGCGCUCCGGUACUGCUUGCCGUGCAGUAGCAGAGAGAACAGUCUAUGACUAGGGUGGCUAGAGUUUUUUUUUCUUCCUCUGACACCGCCUGGUAUAGAGGUCCUGGAUGGCAGGAAGCUUGGCCCCAGUGAUGUACUGGGCCGUACGCACUAUCCUCUGUAAUGCCUUGCGGUUGGAGGCCGAGCAGUUGCCAUACCAGGCGGUGAUGCAACCAGUCAGGAUGCUCUCGAUGGUGCAGCUGUAUAACAUUUUGAGGAUCUGAGGACCCAGGCCAAAUAUUUUCAGUCUCCUGAGGGGGAAUAGGCUUUGUCGUGCCCUCUUCACGACUGUCUUGGUGUGUUUGGACCAUGAUAGUUCGUUGGUGAUGUGGACACCAAGGAACUUGAAGCUCUCAACCUGUUCCACUACAGCCCCGUCGAUGAGAAUGGGGGCGUGCUUAGUCCUCUUUUUUUCCCUGUAGACCACAAUCAUCUAUACACUGAGUAUACAAAACAUUAAGAACACUUGCUCUUUCCAUGACAAAGAGUGACCAGGUGAAUCCAGAUUAAAGCUAUGAUCCCUUAUUAAUGUCACUUGUUAAAUCCUCAUCAAUCAGUGUAGAUGAAGGAGAGGAGACAGGUUAAAGAAGGAGGAGACAGGUUAAAGAAGGAUUUUUAAACCUUGAGACAAUUGAGACAUGGAUUGUGUAUGUGUGUCAUUCAGAGUGGGAAAGACAAUAGAUUUAAGUGCCUUUGAACAGGGUAUGGUAGUAGGUGCCAGGUGCACCGGUUUGUCAAGAAUUGCAACGCUGCUGGGUUUUUCAUGCUCAACAGUUUCCUGUGUGUAUCAAGAAUUGUCCACCACCCAAAGGACACAUCCAGCCAACUAGACCCAACUGUGGGAAGCAUUGGAGUCAACAUGGGCCAGCAUCCCCGUGGAACGCUUUCGACACCUUGUAGAGUCCAUGCCCUGACGAGUUGAGGCUGUGCUGAGGGCAAAUGGGUGGGGUGCAACUCAAUAUUAGGAAGGUGUUCCUAAUGUUUGGUAUACUCAGUAUAUAACGCCUUUUUUGUGUGACAAAACCAUCAGUAAGGUUAAAAAUGCGAUGGAAACCCAUUUAACUUGUAUUCUGUACAUAGCAAUUUAACCGCAAAAGUUAUUUUUAUGUGCACUAUGUCAUCACAUCAUCCACAACAAAUGUCAUCACAUCAUCCGCAACAAGUCAAUUUGAUGGAAACACAUUUCUGGUAGGAAAAUGCGCAUAUUUUAUUCAUGCAGAUUUUAGAAUAUUUGCAUAAAUCUGUCACCAAUUGGAUGGAAACCUAGCUAGUGUGGCUGCAAGGCUUGACAGACGAGGUAAAGCUAAACCUUCUCUAGCCGACUAAACUCAACUCCACGAUUUAUGAUGGCGACUACUGUGGGCGGACUGGAGCGCCGAUGUCACAUUUAAUGAAGAUUUGAUCAAAAACACAGAACAAUGUCGUGUGUAAUUGUGGGCUAUUCUUUGGGUGCGGAAAUCAGUCGUUUCUGAUAAAAACAUCAUUUUAUUUGACGUCAGAGCUCAAGUCCACCCACACUAAUUACCACUCAACUCCAUCGUGGAUUUGAAUUUAAUCGGCUAAACCUUCUCUAGUCCCCACUUCUCAGGUAAUGGUCACAGCUGGUAACUAGAUCAUGUGGGGGAGGAUGGCAAACUCCUAGUAUUACUGAUUUAGUGUUUUAAAACGUUCUGAAUACUCUGCAGUUCUACAUUAUUGAGACGACCACCUUGGUUUGCAUGCAAGGUAUAAACAGAGAGUGUUCUCUACAGCUGAAUCUUCUCUCACAGGUGAGUCCAGGAUGCCCUCACUGCCCUCUACAAUGACCAACAUGAGGACCGGUCCUCCCCCCAUCUGCCCCAGCAAAAGGAAGUAUGGCGAGGAGCAAGUGGACGACUGCAUUGACUGUGACAACGACCACAUGACCAAAAUGAGUCGACUGUUUGCUGCUCAACUGUAAGUGUAAACAUGUCUGUCUUAAUCUACCGUUACAUACUUUGAAAUAUUUUUUUUUACAUUACAAUAUUUUUUUUAAAUGUCAAAUGUAUCCAAACAUUCGCUGGCAUUAAUAUCAGAGAAGUAUUGUACACAGGAGAAGUGUGCAUGUAUACUGAACAAAAAUAUAAACACAACAUGCAAUAAUUUCAAAGAUUUUACUGAGUUACAGUUCAUAGAAGGAAAUAAUAAAUUAGGCCCUAAUCUAUGGAUUCCACAUGACUGGUAAUACAGAUAUGCAUAUGUUGGUCACAGAUGCCCUAAAAAAAAAAAGUAGGGGCGUGGAUCAGAAAACCAUUCAGUAUCUGGUGUGAACACCAUUUGCCUCAUGCAGUGCGACAUCUCCUUCGCAUAGAGUUAAUCAGGCUGUUGAUUGUGGAAUGUUGUCCCACUCCUCUUCAAUGGCUGUGCGAAGUUGCUGGAAAUUGGCGGGAACUGGAACACGCUGUCAUACACGUUGAUCCAGAGCAUCCCAAACAUGCUCAAUGGGUGACAUGUCUGGUGAGUAUGCAGGCCGUGGAAGAACUGAGACAUUUUCAGCUUCCAGGAAUUGUGUACAGAUCCUUGCAACAUGGGGCCAUGCAUUAUCAUGCUGAAACAUGAGGUGAUGGCGGCGGAUGAAUGGCACGACAAUGGUCCUCAGGAUCUCAUCAUGGUAUCUCUGUGCAUUCAAAUUUCCAUCGAUAAAAUGCAAUUGUGUUCAUUGUCCGUAGCUUAUGCCUGCCCAUACCAUAACCCCACCGCCAGCAUAGGGCAACGUUGACAUCAGCAAACCGCUCGCCCACAUAACACCAUACACAUGGUCUGCGGUUAUGAGGCCAGGUGGACGUACAGCCAAAUUCUCAAAAAUUGAGUUUAUAUGGUAUAGAAAUGAACAUUAAAUUCUUUGGCAACAGCUCUGGUGGACAUUCCUGCAGUCAGCAUGCCAAUUGCACACUCCCUCACAAGUUGAGACAUCUGUGGCAUUGUGCUGUGUGACAAAACUGCUCAUUUUAGAGUGGCCUUUUAUUGUCCCCAGUACAAGGUGGACCUGUGUAAUGAUCAUGCUGUUUAAUCAGCUUCUUGAUAUGCCACACCUGUCAGGUGGAUGGAUUAUCUUGGCAAAGGAGGAAUGCUCACUAACAGGGAUGUAACAAAUAUGUGCACAAUUUGAGAGAGAGAAGCUUUUUGUGCAUCUGGAAAAUUUCUGGGAUCUUUUAUUUCAACUCAUGAAACAUGGGACCAACACUUCACAUGUUGCGUUUUAUAUUUUUGUUCAGUAUAGUUAUAUAGUGAGGAAAAAAGUAUUUGAUCCCCUGCUGAUUAAAGAAAUGAUCAGUCUAUAAUUUUAAUGGUAGGUUUAUUUGAACAGUGAGAGACAGAAUAACAACAACAAUAUCCAGAAAAACGCAUGUCAAAAAUGUUAUAAAUUGAUUUGCAUUUUAAUGAGGGAAAUAAGUAUUUGACCCCCUCUCAAUCAGAAAGAUUUCUGGCUCCCAGGUGUCUUUUAUACAGGUAACGAGCUGAGAUUAGGAGCACACUCUUAAAGGGAGUGCUCCUAAUCUCAGCUUGUUACCUGUAUAAAAGACACCUGUCCACAGAAGCAAUCAAUCAAUCAGAUUCCAAACUCUCCACCAUGGCCAAGACCAAAGAGCUCUCCAAGGAUGUCAGGGACAAGAUUGUAGACCUACACAAGGCUGGAAUGGGCUACAAGACCAUCGCCAAGCAGCUUGGUGAGAAGGUGACAACAGUUGGUGCGAUUAUUCGCAAAUGGAAGAAACACAAAAUAACUGUCAAUCUCCCUCGGCCUGGGGCUCCAUGUAAGAUCUCACCUCGUGGAGUUGCAAUGAUCAUGAGAACGGUGAGGAAUCAGCCCAGAACUACACGGGAGGAUCUUGUCAAUGAUCUCAAGGCAGCUGGGACCAUAGUCACCAAGAAAACAAUUGGUAACACAAUACGCCGUGAAGGACUGAAAUCCUGCAGCGCCCGCAAUUUAUAACAUUUUUGACAUGCGUUUUUCUGGAUGUUUGUGUUGUUAUUCUGUCUCUCACUGUUCAAAUAAACCUAUCAUUAAAAUUAUAGACUGAUCGUGUCUUUGUCAGUGGGCAAACGUACAAAAUCAGCAGGGGAUCAAAUACCUUUUUCCCUCACUGUAUGUGCCAAAGUGUGUCAUAAGUAAACACUGUGUCUGCUGCUCUUUAAACAAUCCAUGCACUGAAUCCCUGCACCCUCAUUAAGCGACAGUCUGUAAGGCCCAAUCUCCUGACUUCAAAGCAGGGUUGAUUUUAAGUGGCCUAUGAAUAACCGUAGCAGUUGGUGGUCUGUGUCAGGCUGUUGGUUAAUCUGCCACUUGUCCUCUCUUUAACAAGGGGACAGCCUUCCGGUGGAGAUAACCGCAACGACCCAUGGAUCCUCGGCCACAGCCCCGUGGAGCGCAUCACUUCCUCCUCCAACGGCCUCCAUGGCAACCACUUGUACGCCUCCAUCCCCUCCUAUGCGAUGGACCAGCCCCUGGCUCUGACUAAAAACAGCGUGGACUCUGGACUGGGUGGCACAGAGAGGCCUGCAAUGCCCGGCCCUGUGGACAGACCACAGGUAAUUCUGACAAUUACUAAAUGCAUUGGUCAGUUGUGUCUUACGUACAGUCUCGUAUAGUAUGUCGUUAACUUGUUUGUUUAUAUCUUAUAGAAUCGUCCCUCUGUGAUCACCUGUGCUCCUGCAAGCAAUCGCAAUUGCAACCUGUCUCACUGCCACAAGUCUCACAGCCCCAGCCCACCCAUGGAUCAGAGGAAGGCCAAUGGUAAAUGUUUAGCACCACAUUACCUUACUAAUGUGGUAAAUCUGUGCAUAAAUUGGAUAUAAUUUGUACCAUUGUGACCAUGCCACUCUUGAAAUGUUGAUUUACUCUCCUCUCCUCUGUAAUCCCAGAUAACACUGCAGUCGACCCUGUGAUCGAGGAGCACUUCCGCCGCAGCCUGGGGAAGAACUACAAGGAGCCCGAGCUCGUCUCCAAUUCUGUGUCCAUCACAGGCUCGGUGGAUGACCACUUUGCCAAGGCCCUGGGGAAGACCUGGCUCCAGAUCAAGGCCAAGGGGCCGGGGGGACGCCCCCACAGUCCAGAGGCCAACUCCUGAAACACUGGCUGGACCUCCCUUAAUGUUGAAUGGUGAACCACAACCACUUCCUUUGUCUAUCGCAUCAGACAAGCGCACCGAUUGACCUCCCUAUACCAUUCAUUGUCAAGCUUGACUUCCCUGAGCUCAGAACAACUCUAGACAAGAUGAUGAAUCACCAGUUUUAAUACUGUAUUAUACACCAAGGCUGGCCUUUUACAGACCUUGGGGGGUUCUCCCUGCUCUUAUUAAAUGAAUGACACUCCGAUCUGGGAGGAUUUUAUACAUUUGUUCAGUUAGGGCAGUUUUGGUUUGAGUCCAAGUGUUCAAAUUCUUAAUUUUGAAAGCAGAAAUAUCCAUUUGAGGAGCUCUCUAUGACCAGUAUUGGGCAGCCUUGAUGUCAACUUGUCUUAUUUGAGGUGUAUCAUUUUGUAUAUUUUUAACACUUACCCUGACAGAGAUUCCCAAAACGAUCAAUUAAUUUGGCCUUUGAGAAGGCAUACUGUUCUGUCUUAACUCCCUCAUGCCUUUCUUAUUAACCAAAGAACUUGCCUGCUGCUUCAAACAGAAAGCCAUAGUCUGCUUUGCUUCUCUUCUGUUUUCAUCCUCCUGCCAUCUCCGUUAACUCUCCACAUGUGACCAUGUGUUUGUGUGUUUUUGCUUUGAAAGGAAGGCCGGUUCUGAUUUGCACUAUUAUGUGUUAGAUUGAGGUUGUGGUAACAGCAUACCUGUUUCAUUUGGAGCAUGCAGUACGUUUUUGUUUGUUUUAACAAUACUAACAGUGGUAAUGCUAUCAAGGCUCUGGUCUCUCUCUGGUCCCAAUGUUUCUCUAUUUUUUUCUCUUUUCAACUAUUCAGAACUGGACUCAUGUUCUCUUUUGUGGACUUUUACGUUUUUGUUUUUAUAUUUUUGUUAUUUUAGUACUCACUGUGGUUUAUUUCGUAGAUACAGUUAGUAAUAAGGAUAGUAUUCUGCUUACCGAGAUGCAUGUUUCAAAUAGCUGGUGUCUAUUAUAAUAACUAAGCCUUGUUAUUCUAUACUAUUUACCCUCAGAAUUUAUUUUUGUCAGUAACAGUUUUAGAAAUACUUACUGCUGGUACAGUCGUACUCAAUAUAUUUUUUGUAUAUGGUUUUCAUUAAAAUAUGUAUACACUAGCAUCCAUCUACAAAUCGCAGCCUCUGGCAAGGCUGUCUGAAUGCAGUAUAAUAGGCUAUGUUGUUAUCAUGUGGUUGGUACGGGAUGCUAUGGCUUAGACGCAUGACUGAAUAGUCAACAUUUAACAUCUGUAGAGCAGUCCUGUCUUAGAGUUGACUAUCUUCACCAUAAUGCCAUUAUUUGUGGUUUUAUUUAUUCCAAUCUGAUGUUUAGUUUCAGUUUAACUUGGAAUACUAUAAAAUUUUGACUAACUUUUAUUUUGUUAAAAUGACUCGCGAUGAGGAUGUCUACUUGACAUUCUUCACUUUGGAAAGUGUAAGGUUUAUUUCCCCUAAACAUUUAAUUGCUGAUGACUUCACCCAACAUGUAUCAUGGCUGGCCUUGAACGAAAGCCUUGCUCAAGCUUGUCUUGAGACGAUGGCAUGAACAUUCCACCAUUACUACCCAACUUAAUAUUUGUUUGUUUAAAAUAAGAGUAAGAGUAAGCUUUGAGGAAAGAGGGAUAGGGUCUCCUAACGUUGGUGUUUCUAUAGUGUAAACUGUAUGGGACUUUAAAAAACAUUAACAGAAUCAAGGGGAUUAGCAGAACAUCUAAAGUACUUUAUAGAGGUGCAGUUUAUGAGGAUGAAUGACCUUUCUGAAAUGUUUUCCAUUUCCUUUAGUAAACCUAUGAGUUAACGCUGAUAGAAAAUGGUAUAGUACGUUGAGAUUGUUUUAGUCAGCUCUUUGUGAAAAAAUUAUGUACUUGCAUCCAAUAUUCUGUUUUGAAAAUUACUAUAUAAACUCAUAUUCUCGUUUUAUUUUUUACUUUACUUUGAUAUCUAAAGACUAUCAUUGCGCCGCGCGUAAUGAUCCUAGAGAUUUUUUUUUUUGACAGAACAAUGUACAUGAUAUGUAGCCGUUGGAUAUUCAUGAUCCUCUAACCAUGCAUUUGUAUCUAUCUAAAAAGUUGAUCUUUUUCCAGGGUUGUCUGAGGUUUGAUAAGUGCAGGAACACCAGUCGUUCUAUGAAUAAGGCUCUCUUGGCAUGAUGUCAGGGUGACAUUACUGCUGCAGGUUUUUGAGUCUCUGCCUGUUUCUGUACCGCAGUGGAACUGUAAGGGUUUGUCACGAGUUGAAUCUCAGUGAUACGUUGGGGUUUAAUGUUCCAAUGUUAUUUAAUUGGUAUUUGACUGCUUUUGCCUCUAAACAACAAGUUGCAGGAACUAACUCCUCCAUUUGUCUCUUCACAUGGGAAACUACAUUGCCUUAGACGGUUUGUUCAUCUGUAUUUUGUUCAUUUUUUGUCUUAUUUCUCCAGAAGAAUAUGACACUGUUUUUUGUACUUGAUUUCUCCUAAAUAAACUUUAAAAUGCUCUAUCAC